Molecule: messenger RNA, 1855 nt
Organism: Lutzomyia longipalpis
Lineage: Eukaryota; Metazoa; Arthropoda; Insecta; Diptera; Psychodidae
Product: zinc finger protein ZFP2-like
Exons: 4
Coding region: 167-1786 (539 amino acids)
Cellular component (GO): nucleus
Molecular function (GO): zinc ion binding
Source: RefSeq, a predicted model, not a curated record
GAUUCAUUCAUUUUCUCUCCAGCUGAUUUGCUAAACGUAAACAGAGAGUACCGCACACGAAAAAUAUUUUUAAUUUUUAUUAAUUUCUCUUAAAGAAAUCUCAUUUCCUGGAAUAAUUAGUGAGCAAAGAGUGUUGUGAAGAGUCUUUCCGUGAAUUGUGCGUGAGAUGGAGUGCGUGAAUGUGUCAGGAAAGUGCCGGGCGUGUCGUAUAAAGACGCAGAAGGAAUUCCAGAUUCCCAUCUUCACCACAGAGAAUCUCCAGCUGAUUUUCCACGAAGCUACAUCACUUGAGAUUCACGAGAAUGAUGGACUUCCGGAAGUAAUCUGCGAAGAUUGCCACAAACGCCUCUUGGAGGCAUAUAAAUUCCGCCAAAUGUGCGCCUCAUCUGCCCUAGCAUUCCGGCAAAUAAUUUCAGGGGAUGGUGAUGGUGAUUUUGAGGAGAAAUACAAACCUCCGGAGGUUGUAGGUGUUCCGAGUGAGGGAGAAGUUAUGCUUCCUGACGUAGAUGUUUGUUUUCCGGAAGUAAAAUUUAAUCCUCUUGAGGCCCUAGUUGAUGCAAAACUUCCUCAAGAGGAUGAUGCAGAUGAUAACUUAUUAGACACCGAAAAUAAUAAGGAUCUCACGAAGGGGAAGAGGAUUUCACGGAAGAGAAUUUGCCGUGGAAAAAAUGACAAAGAUCCUCUGGAAUCAGUGAAAGAUGAUCCAGAUUGGACUGAGAAUUCAUCAAAGUCUCCGAAAAGAGCAAAGGUUGUAUCAAUUAAACCGAGAAAGAUGGGGAAGAAGAAACAAAAUGCCCUGCCAAGGGAUAAUGAUGGAGCCGCAGGAAAUGGGGAGGAACAACAAGAAGAUGAGAAGAAGCCAGAAGAUCCUCCUUCAUCCUUUACCGUGGAAUAUGUGUGUAAGGUGUGUGGAAAGAAGUACACAAAGAGGGAGGGUCUCAAGUCGCACAUGCGUUUUACCCAUCCGGGAGUACGAAUUGAGAGGACAGUGAUGGAGUGCAAUUUGUGCGGGAAGAAGUACAACAAGAUCGGCAGCUUGCAAAAUCACAUGAAAGUUUGCCAUCAAGGUCUCAACCUUGCCAAAUGCACUCUCUGUGACAAAGAAUUUAAGUCCAAUGAUGGACUUAAAGGACACAUGGUCAGGUAUCAUGGAGCAAAUGAUAUGAUCAGGUGCACGGAAUGUACGAAAGUUUUCAGUACAAAGGAGGGUCUUGAGAAUCAUAUAAAGGAAUGGCAUGAUCCGGAGAAUCCCAAAGAGAAGCCCAAGAACUACAUGUGUGAUCUCUGUGGGAAGGCCUUCGCAUCACCAGCAGCUCUCCUGAGGCAUACAAAUUCCCACGCGGGAAUAAAGCCCUAUCAGUGUUCAGUCUGCCCUCGCGCAUAUCAAACUAAACAUCGUCUUAAGGUCCACAUGAUGCGCCACGAAGGGAUUAAGGAGCAUGUGUGCACAGUCUGUGGUCUGCGCAAGACAACGGGGACAGAAUUAAGAACUCACAUGAAUCUCCACAAUAAGGACAAAGUCUACCCCUGCGGACUCUGUCCCAAAAUCUUCUAUGCUCACGCAAAUUAUAAUCUCCACGUGAGGACAGUUCAUCAGGGAAUUAAGGCAUAUAGUUGCCCACACUGUGAGCAAUCCUUUGCAAGAGCAGGGACUCUAAAGCACCACGUGAUGACCCACACAGGUGAGAAACCUCACGCAUGUGAAGAAUGCGGGAAGAGAUUCAUUCAGCUUACAGCACUGAAUACGCACAAAAGAACACACGGAACACAUAGAAAAAUUAAGUAAUUUUAUUAAGAAAUCUUGGAGAUUAUAUUAAUUCCAGAAUUAUAAAAUAAAUUUAAUUUUUCUCUCUAA